Salvia miltiorrhiza (redroot sage) is the source of this 1712-nucleotide messenger RNA. Its product is annotated as CDP-diacylglycerol--glycerol-3-phosphate 3-phosphatidyltransferase 2-like. Gene Ontology annotation, molecular function: CDP-diacylglycerol-glycerol-3-phosphate 3-phosphatidyltransferase activity. Gene Ontology annotation, cellular component: chloroplast envelope; membrane. The transcript is spliced from 7 exons. Gene Ontology annotation, biological process: glycerophospholipid biosynthetic process. The record is from RefSeq and is a predicted model, not a curated record. NCBI's taxonomy places the organism in Eukaryota, Viridiplantae, Streptophyta, Magnoliopsida, Lamiales, Lamiaceae. The coding region runs from base 148 to 1146 and encodes 332 amino acids.
AAAUAAAUCUAAAAUAUCUCAGCACGCUCAAAACGGCAGCCAUAAUUGCCAAAUCUCCUUCUCCACCUGGCCUGCGCUGCUAAAAUAAGCAUCCUCGCUAACUUGAGCCCCCCGCGCGCAUUUUAAUCCAUACCCACCACCAUCAUCAUGCCAGGCGCCCUCAAACUCACAAAUUUCACCAUUCUCCACGCCCAUAAACCCUACAGAUUGCUCGUCAAUUUAUCCUCUCCCUCCCACGCCGCUGCCGCCGCUGCCACCGUCGAUUCAAGGAAUAUCCCGCGGCUCAGCUAUCUCUCCGGCUGGCGGUGCAGGACAACCCCAUUCCAGACCCCCGCGCACGUUAGCACAACCCUUAAAUUCCAGAAUCUCUGCUUCUACGCAUCCGAUUCCGGGAACGAAGGGAAAUACGGCUAUUUUGAUCGCGGCAGGAGCGAUAAUUUGGGGACUCCAAUGGGCGCCGCUGUUAAUGGCAAGGUGGAGACCGCAGCGCGCGACGAAUCUGAUGUGCCGCCGCCGCGGAGCCACGGCGAGAAACCGCCACGAAAGUCGUCGAAAUUGCUCACAUUGCCUACGAUUCUGACGAUCGGCCGCGUCGCCGCCGUCCCGAUUCUCGUAUACACUUUUUAUGUCGAAAGCUGGUGGGGGCCAUCAGCUACCGUAGGAAUUUUUGUUGCAGCUGCCACUACGGAUUGGCUUGAUGGCUACCUCGCACGAAAGAUGAAAUUGGGGACUCCAUUUGGAGCAUUUUUGGAUCCAGUGGCUGAUAAGCUCAUGGUUGCUACUACCUUGAUCUUGUUGUGUACUAAACCCCUUGAAGCUGGUAUAUUUGGCCAUGAACCAUGGCUAUUGACUGUACCUGCAACUGCCAUAAUUUGUAGAGAGAUAACCAUGUCAGCAGUCAGGGAAUGGGCUGCAUCUCGGGACAAAAAGCUUUUAGAGGCUGUUGCAGUUAAUAACUUGGGGAAAUGGAAAACUGCCACACAGAUGAGUGCAUUGACUAUCCUUUUGGCUGCCAGAGAAGCAAGCCUUGUAGAGGACGGAACUCUUGUUACUUCCGGGGUAGUGUUACUCUACAUUUCAGCCUGGCUUUCCUUAUGGUCGUUGGUUGUUUAUAUUAAAAAGAUAUGGAGAGUGCUACUACUGUAGUGUCAUUAACCAUUCGAGGUUAGUGAUUCCUGAAACUGGAGUCAUCCUCUGCUAUAUAGAGAUUGAACUACAUAGGUAUAGAUGACUAUCGGAGGUUCUUGAGCUUCAUUCUACUGGAGAUUUCCAUUACUCCUGGAAUACGAGCUUUACUUAUUGGGUGAAAAACUGCUGUGCUCUAGGAUAUUUUUCCCUUGCUGACCUAAAAACAUCGACCAACAAUGCGUGCUACUCCGAGCCAGAACCUCUCUGGCAAUGAUUUCUUGGGAAAAACCUGGUAUAGAUGCUCGUUUUUUUGGUUGUUAUCGUAUCGAUAUUAUUCGUAGUUUUGGUAGCUAGUAAUUGCACUUGGUCAUAGAGGGUCUCAUCUGACUUGUAUUUCUUGCUUAAAUUCAGCAGCUAAAUGUCUAUUUCGUGUAAACAGUUAGGUGGUGGCUGAUUUUUAGAGCAAGGAAGACAAAUCUAAGAUACUUGUAAGAUAAACAUAUUGCAUUUUAGAUUUAAUGUUGCUGUAUUAUGAAGUAUAAAUAUUGUGAUCUAAUGUAUAUUCUUCUAUUUUCAAACUUUAA